Schistocerca piceifrons (Central American locust) is the source of this 5684-nucleotide messenger RNA. RefSeq names its product sodium/hydrogen exchanger 8 (gene Nhe1). Lineage: Eukaryota; Metazoa; Arthropoda; Insecta; Orthoptera; Acrididae. Gene Ontology annotation, cellular component: membrane; Golgi apparatus. The coding region runs from base 73 to 2139 and encodes 688 amino acids. The transcript has 6 exons. Gene Ontology annotation, molecular function: sodium:proton antiporter activity. Gene Ontology annotation, biological process: regulation of pH; proton transmembrane transport; sodium ion transport. The record is from RefSeq and is a predicted model, not a curated record.
UGUGUGGAACACAUCUGCGGGAUCAGUUUGGUGUUGUUAUUUAGUGUGACGUGGAAAUAUGUGUAUUCAGACAUGAAGCAAACAAGUUUAUUUAACACGAGGGCAUUUAGCCUGUUCCGUGCGUUUGUUAUACCUGUCAUUUUGAUUUUGUAUUGUUAUGCUGUCGAUGCACAAAAAGUGGACACAAAUUUAAAACAUCAAUGUGAGACCAUAAACUGUGUAUUUGGUGAAGUACCUUUCGUUCAGUCUGUGGCAACAGAGACUAGUGUGGUGCGGAAAAGGGAAACUGGUGAUGAGAAGGACGGUAAUGUGAAGCCGGCAGUGUCUGAGGCAAAAACGGAGAAUCACAAAAAUUCUGUUUCAGGAGAUACGCUACUUAAAAGCUCAAAUGGCACUAAAACCUCGAACGCUACUUCGACAGAGGGACCACCAAAUGCAAAUGUCAGUAUGCCGCCGAUGCCACCCAUGCAAGCACCAACGAAUGCAACUAAUGUGACGGUUAGUUCCACAGAGUCGCCUGGUGAACCUGUUCUCCCCGACAAAGGUUCUGCAGAGGAAGAACACAACAGCUCAAUGUCAAUAUUUUUUGUGCUCUGCGUGCUAGCCUUAGGUAUUUUAUUGAUUCAUUUUAUGUUGCAAUUCAACUUCCAGUACUUACCAGAAAGUGUCGCUAUUGUAUUUCUUGGGGCAUUGAUAGGCCUUAUAAUCAAUCUGAUGUCAAAUCAAAACAUUGCAAACUGGAGAAAAGAAGAAGCAUUUUCACCAACUGCUUUCUUUUUAGUUUUACUUCCUCCAAUUAUAUUUGAAUCAGGAUACAAUUUGCACAAAGGAAAUUUCUUUCAAAACAUAGGUUCCAUUCUUGUUUUUGCAAUAUUUGGUACUACUAUAUCUGCACUUGUUAUUGGUGCAGGAGUCUACUUGCUCGGACUAGCAGAAGUGGCAUACCGUCUGAGCUUCGUUGAAAGCUUUGCAUUUGGAUCUUUAAUAUCAGCUGUGGAUCCUGUGGCAACUGUAGCAAUUUUCCAUGCACUGGAUGUGGAUCCUGUUCUUAACAUGUUGGUUUUUGGUGAAAGUAUUCUGAAUGAUGCUGUUGCCAUUGUGUUAACAACAUCAAUUUUGGAAUCAAACAAUCCAGCAAUGACAUCAUCAGAAGCUGUCCUAACAGGAAUCAACAGAUUUUGUUUGAUGUUCUUUGCAUCUGCAGGAAUAGGUGUCGUGUUUGCACUUGUGAGUGCUCUACUCUUGAAGCAUAUUGAUUUACGGAAGAACCCAUCUCUUGAGUUUGGAAUGAUGUUGGUUUUUACUUAUGCACCAUAUGCUCUUGCUGAAGGAAUUCACUUGUCAGGUAUAAUGGCAAUACUGUUCUGUGGGAUUGUUAUGUCACAUUACACCCACUACAAUUUAUCCACUGUGACUCAGAUAACAAUGCAGCAGACCAUGCGCACAUUGGCUUUCAUUGCAGAAACAUGUGUAUUUGCUUACCUGGGUCUUGCGUUAUUCAGCUUCAGACACCGUGUUGAGCCUGCACUUGUCGUUUGGAGCAUAGUGCUUUGCCUUGUUGGACGAGCUUGUAAUAUUUUUCCCCUGGCUGUAUUGUGCAAUCGUUUCCGUGAACAUCAGAUCACGAAGAAGAUGAUGUUCAUUAUGUGGUUCAGUGGUCUACGUGGUGCAAUUGCAUAUGCACUUUCAUUACAUUUGCAGUUCAGUGAUGAGACUAGACAUGUUAUUGUGACGACUACUCUCAUUAUAGUGCUCUUUACAACACUUGUCUUUGGAGGAUCAACUAUGCCUCUAAUGAAGUUACUACUUGCCAGUAAGAAGGGUCGAAGCCGUCGUCGACGCCGUGAAAAAGAAAUUACUCUGAGCAAAACAAGAGAAUGGGGGCAAACAAUUGAUUCAGAACAUUUAUCUGAAUACACAGAAGAAGAGAUGGAAGUUAGCUUCAUUCAGUCUAGGAUAAAAGGGUUUGCAAAAUGUGACAUAAAAUAUUUUAUUCCAUUUUUCACUCGGAGAUUCACUCAACAGGAGCUGAAGGACUGCAAAAGUCAAAUGACAGAUUUAACAAAUCAGUGGUAUCAAGCAAUUCGUAUAUCGCCCACAGAAACAGAUGAUGAAUCUACUACGGCAUCACGGCAGUAAAAUUUCCUGUAUAAUGCCAUCAUAAUUGUAUUUCUUGUAUAUAUAAAACAGAAAUUCCAGUACAGGAGCAGAUUUUUAUUUAGCAGAAACUGAUAGGCAUUGAACAGUGUGUGCAAUGAGAGAGUAAAGUUGUCACUGUUUUCCCGAGUUCUAUGAAUUACUUUCUUUGUUUUUCACGUUGUCAGAGUAGAACUUGGUCUCACCUGAACACAGUUUUCUGAAACUGAAUAGACUUUUCAGUACUCCUCUAUUGUAAGUUCUUUUUUGUGAUUUUUGAUAGUUACCAGAAAGUGAAUGUUUUUUGUGUUGUUCAGUGUUUUAUUUAUAUAUGUGUGACUGAAAUGCUUAAGGUAAAAUUUCUGUCUAUGGUGUUAUAUAUGGAUUCUGCAUCUUGUUUUAUAAUACAUCACUAAUUGCAGAAAGUGAUACCAUUAAUUUGGUUCAGAUCAUACAAGGAAAUUCCUUUUCUGGAUGUGUAACAAAUCUGCUCCCACUUGUUUUCGAAAAUCUCAUUAUUUAUUUUCUUUUGUGUGACAAGAUUUACAAAUCUGUGUGGAUGAAAUAUUACUAUGAAUCUUUCUAGAAAAUAAACUGAAGUAAACGACAUUGUUAAAGCUCAAACAAUAGUGCUAAAAUGUGGGAACCAUUCAGUGUACAGUAUCUUCAUCUUUUUACUUUCCACAUUUUUUGCUAAACAGAUGUCUCACAAUCUGAUUCAUCUCUUUGACACUUGAGAGUAAACUCAAAAAAAAAAAAAACUGAAGAGCAUUACUGACCACAAAUAAAUUUUCUCCAGUUCUUAGUAAACAUCUCUUUGAAAAUUCAGUCUAAACCACUGUCUUUCCAGUAAAUUAAUUUCUGUAACUAAACCAACCAAACAAAAUAUCCCUUUUGUUUAACCAGCCACAUACAACUUUCAUUGAUUGUGGGCUCACUUGUAAUUGUGUUCCAAAUGGAUCAUUACAUGAAGUCAAAAAAUCAAACAAUGGAAAGUCCAGGGCAGGAAAAUAAGUAUGUGGAAAGGAUAGAUUGCUAGUCACCACAUAGAGGAGGUAUUGAGUCAGACAGGCACAAUACAAUAGAAUGCUAGAAAUAUUCUAGCAUCUUUUUUCACUUGCCUGUCUGACUCAGUGCUACCUCUAUGUGAUGAGUAGGAAUCUAUCCUUUCCACAUUGCUAUUACUAUCUAAAAAGCAUAGUUGUAUUUACAUUUUUGAAAGACAGAUAGCUCAAUCUUCAGAAAUGUUACUGUGCCACAAAGAGUGCUUCAGAUCAGAGAGACAGAUAUUUGUUUUCAAAUACUUCAGCAGAACAACAAGCUCAGAUUGAAACUACUACGCAAACACUGAAAUUAAGAUGGUGCACAGGCAUAAUAUUUACAGCAAAAAUUCUGUGAUUGACAUGUUUACAUCAGACAUGUUAAAUUUCUUACAAUAAGUGUCACUUAGGUAUAAAACAUGAUUGCAGUAUUUAUGAACAUGUGUUUUUGUAAGAACCUUAUGCAGUACUUAAAAGAAUAUUUAUGUUUAUCUAGGUCUAGUAGUUUUAAGAAAAGCAGAGAGACAUGUUGGAAUUUAGCAAUAUUUGCUACAACAAAAGUGUGAUAUGAAAGAUCUGUACAAUCUUCUUGCUUCUGUAGAGUGUAGCUAUUUUCAUAUGUGAAGUGUGCAGUCAUUUUUAGUACUGUAAAUGUAUUGAGUUUUGUAAUUGCUUUGUAGGAAGUGGGCAAGGAAGCACACCUUUAAUAGAUUACUGCAGGUAUUUUAUUAAUUAUAGUGCCUAUAAUUCAGUCUGUGAUGUCUUGUGCGCACAUAUUAAUAUGAGAAGCUAAAUGUGAAUCGAGGGACCAUGAUUUCAACUUUAUUACCUUUUCUUAAAAUAAGUAAAUGGAUUAUCAAACUGUUAUAUGUAACUAUAUGCAAAUGUUGUUGUUUCUAUGUCAACAUAUUGGCCAAAGUAUAAGUAAAUGUUAUCAAAACAAAAUUCGCUGUCAAGUCUAAUACCAUGAAAUUAAACUAUAUACUAUUGUAUCUCAGGCUGCUGCUUAGUGUCAUUUGCUAGGUGACUAAAUUAUAUCUGUGUGAACAUAUACAAAUUUAUUUGAUAAUAAAGUAAAUAAUUAAUUAAAAAUACAUAGAAGAUAUAGAAAAUAAGUAGACAAAAUAUUAUCCCUUCACUUUUCCAUUACCACUCAGUAUUUCAGUCUAAAGCAAAAGACUUCAGGCUUGUAGUGUGUAACCCCUUCGGUGGAUAUUCUCUCUCUCUCUCUCUCUCUCUCUCUCUCUCACUCACUCACUCACUCACUCACUCACUCACUCUCUUUCUCUUUUGUUCCCUGGAAUCCAGUAUGAUGAUCUGGACUUCCACUGCCAAUGUAAUGUUAUGUUUUAUCAUUUAUCCAGAACAAUUUUCUUCCUACCGGUAGAAGUAGCCAUAGUGCAAACAGUAAUCUGAAACAUUCAUGAACUUUUGAAAUCAAGAGUUUUUCUUUCUGUAGAUGUAUGUAAAUAGAGCAACAUGGAAAUGUACAUAAAAUAGAAAAAGGUAAUGGGAGAAAGGAUAAGUCACCGUGGCAACAAGAAGAGUUAGCAGGUAGUAAGAUGAUUUGUUGCCUCUUUUUGUAGCUCCAUAUUUACAGUUUUUUUAACUCAAACUUAUCAUAAAUAGUUGAAAGAAUUUAUUAGGUAAAUAGUACAUAUGGUUCGUAUUAGAAACCCACCUCAAUUUACAACUGAAUAAGUUUUGGGAAAUGACAAAGAAGUAAUCAAAUUGUUUCCCAGAAUAGUAGUCACCAAAAAUUUUCUCAAAUGGUGUAAUUAACUGAACUUCAUAGGGUAAGACCAAAGUAGCAGGCUGUUUGUCACACUGCAAUAAAUAAUUUCUUUGUAUCCGAUUUUCAGUACUUACUUAUUUUGUCAGUGCUGUAACUCCUAUUCAACCACUAUCACUUCCUCCUCAAGAACAUGAGCAUUCAGCUUGUAUUAUGUGGAGCAAUAGUUGCACAGUUCACCCAAGACAGGAUAAUGAACUGUUACCUCACCAUGCCUUUCCUCAUUAUUUCUGUUACUAUUCAAAAUGAGUUGUGCCCUAGAGAUCAUUCAUUCCUGAGAUUAAUUGUAUCAAAGGAAAAUUCAAUCGAAACCUUCAACAUUUGAAAUGUAUAGUACUGCAUAUUGAUACAUAUGAAAGUGAUAAACUUUCUAGCUUUUGAAACUAAUAGUUCCUUUCUUGUGUAGAAGAGUUGGAUAGGUCAGGAAUUUUUGUUGGGGGGUCACUACCACAAAAUAUAAAGAAUCAUUUAGUCACAAUAUGAAUUCAAAAUAUACUGUCAUCUGAUCAGUGAAUAACUGUUUUGUAGAAGGUUUAAAAAUUUCUGCAGUAUCAACACUCAUUACCUAGUAUUAAACAGUGUCUAUAUGCUGUUAUAAAGUAUAUCUAAAAACAAAGAUGAUGUAACUUACCAAACGAAAGCGCUGGCAUGUUGAUAGACACACAAACAUACACACAAAAUUCUAGCUUAAAGGGAAGGAGAGGGAAAGGCGAAAG